Molecule: messenger RNA, 1364 nt
Organism: Salmo salar (Atlantic salmon)
Lineage: Eukaryota; Metazoa; Chordata; Actinopteri; Salmoniformes; Salmonidae
Product: putative U3 small nucleolar RNA-associated protein 11
Biological process (GO): rRNA processing
Cellular component (GO): small-subunit processome; nucleolus
Source: RefSeq, a predicted model, not a curated record
GUUGAUAUGAAUAAUGACACUAACGGAAAUUCUAAACAUAUAUUAAUAUUUCGUCAUCACUCAUUUCACCCACCAUAACAUCAAGAGAGCUCACCAUAAUAUCAUAGGUUUGAUUUGUACCACAUAUGGUUGCCAGCAGAGAGCGAAGAAAUAUCGAAUCUUCUUAAAUGAAAAGUGAAGUAGCGCUUCUUGUAUACCCACGUGUUUUACUAGGGGAGAAUUUUGAGGCAUUUGCAUCUUGGUUUUGUAGUUAGUCAGGCAGUUGAUUGUUUUAGGUAGAACUGUCUACAUUAUAGAUUUUUUACUUAGAAAAUUGGCAAUAUGUCGUCGUUUAGAAAGGCAUUGAAAUCCCAACAAAAAAAUCACAAAGAAAGAUCCCAGCCUGUUUUCAGAAAACAUCUGGGACAUCUUGAAAAGAAAAAGGAUUACAAACUUCGUGCGGAUGACUACCACAAGAAACAGAACACCCUUGCUGCUUUGCGUAAAAAAGCCUUGGACAAAAACCCUGAUGAGUUCUAUUUUAAGAUGGUCAGCUCUCAGCUUAAGGAUGGAGUGCAUGUGGCAAAUAAGGCUAAAGGAACAGAGGAGGAGAAUACAGAGGAACAGAGGAAGGUGAUGAGGACGCAGGAUAUCAGAUAUGUAGAGAUGAAGAGAGUGGCUGAGGGCAAGAAAAUUGAGAGGUUGAAAUCAGAACUCCAUCUCCUGGACGCUGAUGGCAAACAGAAAAACGGGCACACCUUCUACUUGGACUCAAAGCAAGAAGUAGCAGACUUUGACCUGGCCAGCCACCUGGAUACAGUUCCUGAGCUGGUGGACAGAGUGUACAACCGGCCCACCCUCCAUACGCUGGAGAGCCAGACCAUCCAGGGUGCCGUGGAGCCUCUCGUGAUAAAGAAGUUGGCCAGACAGAGGAGGCACCAGUAUAAGAUCUUGUCCCAGCGGAUUGACCGGGAGAUGAAGAUGUUUGUCAUUGGCCAGAAGAUCCAGACACGCAAAAACCUACACGAUAAGAACAAGAAGGUGAAGGUGAGCAACGAGACGAUCAAUGCCUCCGCUGUCUACAAGUUUGAAGCUAAGAGGAAGCGCUGAGAAAGGUCAACCUCUUUGAACAGGAAACGCAUCAUCAACCGGACCUUUCUGUGGCCUGUUAUACAAUCACCAGUCGGUCUCCAUUGGACAGUAAUGUGGACUUUGGAUUGCCUAGCGCAAUUCAUGUGGAUAUGGACAAGUGAAAUGGCAAAGGAAUACACUCUCAAUUGUUGUUGUAGAUUCAUCUCUAUGAUUGCAGCAAUGCGUGGUUUUUGUACAUAUUUAUCAAAGGAUAUAAGUUUGAUUAUUGUAUGAAUAAAUUGUUUUGAGACACA